CAGGACUUUGGACUGUGCUCAAUUAAGCUGUUGGCGUGGAGAGAACUGGAGUGUUCUGGGAUAGUGGAGCGCUAGGGAGGUCAGAGGAAAAACACAAAAAGUUGUGGAGUGGGAAGUGCAUUUCAGAUAUUACUUCAAUCGUCUAUCGUCCAUGGAUACUGCUGUUUCCCUGAGCUAUGCUUACGACUUUCAGGAAUCAGCAUUAAGGAGGUGUGGAGAUGACUUUGAAUAACAACAGAGCAAACCCAAACAAGCUAAGCAGAUUUAUCCGCCCCCUUACAUCCACUGCAACAUCACAGGCCCCAGUCUACACAAGCUCAACAGAAUGGCUCUAAAGAACAGGACUCUUUUGUCCUUUUUUUUUCUUGGACUUUUACACCAAAUUCAGGGCUCUCUGGUGAAGACCAAUCGGGGGCUUAAGGUGAAGAUAGGCCAGUCUGUCUUUUUACAGGAGAUAGAGCUACAGUUUAAUAUUCCAAGAGGAAAAGAUACAUGCAAGGUGGAAGUUGUGCUGAAUGAACCCAUUACACAACGGGUCGGCACACUUUAUCCACUGGUUUUUGACUGUCACUUUUUGGACGAUGAAGUGAAAUACACUCACAACGGAUGUCCAAUUUUAAAAGAGGAUACUGUUAAACUUCGUCUAUAUAGAUUUACAGAGACAGAAACCUAUACUGAGGUAUUCAAUCUACAUAUUGAAAUCAUGGAGCCUGACUGUAAUGUUAUUAAGUUUGGACCACAGAACCUCGAGGUACCGGAGUUCUACGGCCUCUCCAAUGUUCUAGAUGGUAACAUAGUGUCUUUUCACUAUGACCAUCGUCAUAGUAUCGAAUGCACAGUUCAGCUGACAACUCUGGAGACACAUCUACCCGCUCACGGUCAACUUGUCACCGGCCAGCCUGAGAUACCAGACGGACCAAGAGGAGAUGAACCAGACAGCUUUGUUCCUUUACGAAGACAGCUGGACAAUAAAGCCAGAGCUCAUUGUAAAAGUGACGACUGUCUAAAGGGCAUGAAACUGUUAAAAAUCACUAAAGUACCCUGCGGUGAUUUCCUAAUGAUGGGCAUUCGAUACCAUCACAUUGACCCGCCGUCUCCGGAUAUCGACUACAUCGCUAUUAGACUGGACCUUACAGACACUCGGAGCAGAAGCAUAAUCCAGUCAGAGCACGCCUGGAUCCCAGUGACCAUUAAAGACGCUGUGACCAAUCAGCCACCCAAUCCUGCCUUUAUGUCUAUGUUCAUCCUGGAGGUGGACCAGUUCAUCCUGACUCCACUCUCCACGGCGACGCUGGAUGCAGAGGAUGAUGAGACACCCAAACAGAUGCUGGUGUUCAACAUCACAAAGUCUCCUUCUCAGGGUUUCAUUACUCAUUUGUCCGACCACACUAAACCUAUCUCCUCCUUCACCUGGAUGGAUCUCAAUGACAUGCUAAUCGGCUACCAGCCACCAAACUCCAGCCACACUCAGCGCAGGAACUAUGAGGUAGAGUUCGAGGUGCAUGAUUUCUACUUUAAGAAAAGUCAGCCUGUGAUGGUACACAUCUCGAUCAGGACAGCUGAUACCAAUGCACCUCGAGUGUCCUGGAACAUGGGCCUCAGUCUACUGGAAGGUCAGUCUCGUCCCAUCACAUGGGAUCAACUGCAGAUUGUUGACAAUGACAACCUGAAAGCAGUAAAAAUCAUCACCGUGGACGGCCUUCAACAUGGAAGACUUUCCGUUCGAGGUGGAAAAAGCUUUCUGUUCACUGUAAAUGAUGUAAAGGAAGGUGUGGUACGAUACCACCACGAUGACAGCGACACUACCAAAGAUUACAUAGUCUUCCGGAUUACCGAUGGCCUGCAUCAAACUAGACACAAGUUUCCCAUCAACAUCCUGCCCAAAGAUGACAGCCCACCCUUCUUCAUUACCAAUAUGGUGCUGGAGCUUUCUGAAGGUCAGACGGCUCUUCUGAGAGGAUCCAUCCUGCAGGCCUGUGAUAUGGACUCCAGCGAUGACUACAUUAUGUUCAAAGUCACCAGACCUCCCCAGGCAGGAGAAAUCAUGAAGAUGCCCGGUCCUGGUAUAACAGGUUACCCUGUGAGCCGUUUUCUUCAGAAGGACCUUUUCCAUUCCAUCAUCUAUUACCGCCACUCAGGCAAUGAGAUUUUUGAGGAUUCUUUUGAGGUGGUGUUGUCCGAUUUCCACGAUCCUCCAAAUCUUUCAGUUCCCCAGGUGAUUGUGAUACAAAUCCAACCCGUCCCUGAUCAACCUCCACAAGAGGCAGCUGGUGUGAUAAGACACUUGGUUGUCAACGAGACAGACGUCAUCUACUUGACCAAACAGCAGCUGCAUUUUAUUGAUCUGGAGUCGCCAGACAGUGAGCUCACAUACACCGUCACAACCCCACCCUUCUACAGCUCCAGUUAUGGGAAGCCAGAUGCAGGAAGACUGUUUCUGGUUGACAGCAUCCCAAAAUUCCACAAAGACCAUAAUGCUCCAAUGUUAAGACUUUUCACACAGCAUGCAGUCAACUACAUGAAAGUAGCUUAUAUGCCCCCCAUCCCGGACAUUGGACCAUACCGCCAGCACAUCCAGUUUGUCCUCUCAGUGACCAAUAAACAAGGCAGCACGACGACUGGAAUCUGCUUCAACAUAACAGUUCUACCAGUGGACAACCUGGCACCAGAGGUGCAUGUGAAGCAGCUGACGGUGGAUGAGGGAGGAGAGUGUUGGGUGACUGAAGAUCACCUGCAUCUAACUGAUCAGGACUCACUUGAAGACUCUCUGCAUGUUGAGAUAAAGAGAAAACCUCAGCAUGGAAAUAUUUUCCUUGAUGGAAAACCUUUGAGUCCAGGCCAAAUGUUCACAAUAAGGGAUCUGAAAAGCCUAAAAGUUAGGUAUCACCAUGACAACUCUGAGACAGAGCAAGAUGCUUUUCAAUUCAUCGCCACUGAUGGCAUCAAUACUGCCGACUUUGUGCUACAUGUCAAGGUGACACCGGUCAACGACGAGGUUCCAGUUCUAGUCCCAGGGUUAAAACCCGUUUUAUCCUGCGCGGAGGGACAGGAAGUGGUCAUCACUGUAGAGUACAUCUGUGCCACAGAUCCUGACAGUGACGAUGGCACAUUGAUGUUAAUGAUCGCACGGCAACCAUAUUAUGGGGUUGUUCAAAGGAAUGGCAUCGUUGUCGAUCGCUUUAGACAAGCGGAUAUAACUGCUGGAGUAAUUUCCUAUAGGCACACAGGACAAGAGAUUGGGCUUCAGCCUCGCCACGACAUCAUUACAUUUGUGAUCUCUGAUGGAGAGUCAGUUUCUUCAUGUUGUGAUGGCAGGAGACAAACACCUCGUCUACAAAACAGCCUGCCGCUUUAUGAUCUUAAUAUCACUGUUUAUCCUGUGGACAACCAACCACCAUCUAUUGAUGCUGGAGAACUCUUUGUAUUGGACGAGGGUGGGUUUGCUUCUAUCACAGCGACCCAUCUGAUAGUUACAGACCAGGACACCCGUCCAGAAGAUCUGGAGGUCAUCCUUGUUUCUCCUCCAAAGUUUGGAUACAUAGAAAACAUUCUUCCCAGCCCUGGCUUUGAAAAGAGUAACAUGGGAAUCAGUAUUGCUUCUUUUACUCAUAGGGAUGUGUUGAACGGACACAUCAACUAUGUCCAGUUCAGACACCAGAGGAUGGAGCCCACCACUGACCAGUUCAUGCUGCGUGUAUCUGACGGAAAACAACAGUCGUCUCCAGUCCCAUUUUACAUCAUCAUCAGUCCAACCAAUGAUGAGAUUCCAGACUUACUGGCUAGAAAUAUCACGGUCAGAGAGGGAGACAUGACAGUGUUGGACCCAACUGUAAUCGACGCGGUGGAUCUCGACAUUCCGAGAGACCGCUUAACGUUCAGCGUUAUUCAGCAGCCCCAACAUGGAUCCAUCAUGGGUGUGGCACACGGAAAUGAUGUGACGUUUCACAAGAGACUCAAGAACAAGCGUGGAUCUGAGAUACCAAUAGAACACUUUACAAUGGAUGAUCUCAGGAACGGUAUGAGUGUGAUGUACAUGCACGAUGACUCGGAGAGUCAGACGGAUAUAUUCAUCGUUCAGCUCUCUGAUGGAAAACACCAGCUCCAGAGAAGCGUGCAUGUGAAAGUGCUGCCGGUCAAUGACGAGGAACCACAUAUUAUACGGAACACUGGGAUUCAGAUUGAGGCUGGAGAGUCUAGACUUCUCUCCAGUGCUGUGCUCAAUGCCCAAGAUAAAGACACUCCCUCCUGUGACAUCAUCUACGUCUUUGAGACUGUACCCAAUCAUAGUGUCCUUCAGAUUAAGGUAGGCACAGACUGGGUGGCUCUAUCUGCGGGAAUGAAUUGUUCUCAGGAGGUUUUGGACAUGAACCUGUUGCGUUACCUUCACACUGGCCAACCCGGAGCUCGUACCACUGACUUCUUUGUCUUCCAUCUGUUUGAUGGCAAAAAUCGCUCUCCUGCUCAGCACUUCCACAUUACUGUCAAAGAACUAGAGAAAGGAGAUCUAGUAUUGUUUGUGAAGCCUGUGAAAACCAGUCGUGGGGAGCGUGUGGUCCUCACCACAGAUGUGUUAUUGGCUGUGGACGGUACUGAUAAGCCAGAGGAACUUCUGUAUGUCAUCACUGUACCUCCAGCACAUGGACACGUGGAGUACAUCAAACACACGGGUGUGCAGGUUCGGUCUUUCAGUCAGAUGGAUGUAGCUGCAAACCUUGUGUGCUACGUACACAACAACAGAGCAGAUUCACCCAAAGAGACACUGCGGUUUGUGGUCAGUAACGGCAAAUCAACCCGCAAUGGAACCUUGGAGAUCUUUGUGGAACUGACUGAUAAGAUUCUGCCCAACCUUGUGCAUAAUGCCGGUCUGCAGGUUCCUCAAGGGUCCACCAUAACUUUAUCUCCUGAUGUCCUGCUCCUGUCUGACUCCGACACCCCCGCCACCGCCCUGAUCUACAAAGUGCUCCAACCUCCCCAGUAUGGCCAGCUGCUCCUGAAGGGUCAUCCACUGGUCACAGGCGGUAAUUUCACCCAGAAGAACAUUCAGGAUUUGUGUGUCGCAUACAGACACGCGGGUGGAUCUUCUCAAAUCGAUCGCUUCGCAUUCAUAGCCUCUGAUACCACAGAUAGAGGCUUUCUGGUGGAUGGAAAAGUGCAAACCGGGCCUUCUUUCUUCACACUACAAAUCGAAGCUCUAGACAGCUCCGCACCACAGAUCGUAACGCUUCAAACUCUGUGGAAAGUAGAGUUGAUGAAAGAUGGACGUUAUGGGAUCUUUAUAUCAUCUAGAGAACUCAAAGCUCACGCUACAAACUCGCCAGACUACCGUCUUAUAUACCACAUCCUCAGAGCACCUUACCACGGGUACCUGGAAAAUUCAACCAACGGUGAGUUUGUAAGGCAGCGUUUCUCUCAAAGGGACCUGAACAGAAGGAAUAUUCUCUACAUUAUAAACUCGGCUGUGGAUGCUCUGACUGACAGUCUUGAGUUUUCUGUUUCUGAUGCUUUGGGCAAUACUGGACCCUCGUACAAACUGGAGUUCAGCUGGGCCAGUGUGGAGCUGACCAUGACCGAUUAUGUGAUAUGUGAGAGUCAGAGAUCAGUUUCUCUUAACAUUCAGAGGAGAGGAAAUGUGCAGGACUCCUCUUUUGUAACUGUACAGGUAAAAGAACUUACAGCAUCUGCUGGAAAAGAUUUUAUUCCUGCUUCCUCAUCUUUAAUCCAGUUCGACCCAGGUGCGAGCAGUCGAGUAUGGAGAACAGAGAUAGUUCAGGACUCUUUAGAAGAGGCUGAGGAGAAAUUCGAGGUUAAUUUGGCACUCCCAGUGGGUGCGGUAUUGAGAGGGAACACAAAAGCCACCAUCCUCAUAAUGGACAAAAAUGGGCAAUGCAGUGAAAACAAUUUCAAAGUAAACACUGACCUGGAGGGUUCAGAGAUGAAACCUGGGUCGCACCCUCAACACGGCUCAAUCCAUGUGGAGGUGUUGCCUUUGUCUCAGGGAUAUAUCAGAGGUGAUGGUGAUUUAAUCGUUCAGACUCCCGUCGCUACAAAGAAAAGACUCAGAGUCAAUGGAAACGGCAAAAUGGUUCAACCUUCAGAAAUUAUUCGCCAAGGAUCUGAUACCAUUUUUAAAUAUCAUGGGAUCAUGUCGCUGGCAGUCGAGGAAGACAACAUAGCUUCCUUAACAGGUAGAAAGGCUCAGGUGAAGGUGACCAGCAGGGGGCAGCAGCGCUCUGUUCCAGUCAGAGAGGCAAAACUACAGACAGCUGCUCACACAAACACUCAAGAUCUACAACAUUUUAAAACACAAAAGAUCCCGUCUAAACCCUCUUCUAAACCCUGUAGCCCAGAACUUACUGGCUUUCUUCAUUACGAUGAGACCUCAGGUCAACUCUUACGCUGUAAUGGUGACACCUGGAGGCCCUGGACACCUACAAAUGAGACUGUGAAAGCACAGAAAUGCUCUCCGGGAUGGACGUACCACAACAACUACUGUUACUUUCUCAGCACGGAACGCAAAGCCACAUGGAGCGGCGCAGCACGGGCGUGCAGAGAAAGCUUCAAUGGAAACCUGGUCAGUAUUUUGUCAAAAGCUGAUAUGGACUGGCUUUGGGACUUCGGCGUCAGAAAACCCUUUUGGAUUGGUCUAAAUGACCGUGAAAGCAAAGGCAGGUGGGAGUGGGUCGGUGGAGAGCCUGUUACUUACACCAACUGGAGGAGGAACCCUCCAAAAAAGAUGAAGGGAACAAGAAAGUGUGUACUUGUCUGGAGGAAAACAAAAUGGCAGAUGAGAGAUUGCAAGAAAGGGAAAGGACAUCGCUACGUGUGUAAUGUUAAAACAUGAGUCAAUGCUAAGAACACAACCUGAGAGGAUGAAACCGAAAUCAUAUGACUACUAAAAGCACAUAUUAAAGGGAUACUUCACCCAAAAACGAAAAUUCUGUCUUCAUUUACUCACCUUCAAGUCUGUAGAAAUGUCUUUGUUCUGAUGAACACAGAGAACGAUAUUUGGAAGAAUGCUUAUACCCAGACAGAUCUUGCCCCCCAUUGACUACCAUAGAAGAUAAAAUACAAUGGUAGUCAAAAGUGCCCUUGAACUGUUUGCUGUCCUACAUUUUUCAAAAUGUCUUCUCUUGUGUUCAACAGAACAAAAUAAAAUGAUAAAGUAUUUUUUCCUACUAUGGUAGCCAAUUGGGGACAGCAAAAUCUGUCUUCCAAGUAUCUUUCUCGAAGACAAGUAAAUGACGACAGAAUUUUCAUUUUUGGGUGAAGUCUCCCUUUAAUUGUCUUCCCAAAAUAUAUGUUUAUGAAAUGUCAUCUGCUGUAACUGUAUUUAAAAAUGGUUGCUUUUGAUGACUACUUUGGCGAACACUGAGGGCUGCCAUUUAAUGUAAAUAUAUUUUACCCAUGAAAUACUGUAUGCAUCUUUACUGUACAUAUGUUACUGUGUGUGAUCUGUAAACUCUGAAAUUAUUAAUGUUAUGGAACUAAAAUCACAAUGUACAAGAAAUUAUUUUUUACAGUAACUACCUGUGUGACACAUAUGUAUAAUUUAUCUUAUGCAUACAUUAUCUUGAAAAAUGUGCUUUAGUUUCUUUACAAUUACAGUGACUGUACAAUAUUAUGCAAUUUA
Molecule: messenger RNA, 7630 nt
Organism: Triplophysa dalaica
Lineage: Eukaryota; Metazoa; Chordata; Actinopteri; Cypriniformes; Nemacheilidae
Gene: frem1a
Product: Fras1 related extracellular matrix 1a
Exons: 37
Coding region: 326-6841 (2171 amino acids)
Biological process (GO): cell communication
Cellular component (GO): membrane
Source: RefSeq, a predicted model, not a curated record